AUGCUGCUAGCUGGGAGAAAUCAGAGUGCUGAAGCCAUAUUCACCCUCUUGGGCUUCUCAGAAUAUCCAGACCUUCAGGUGCCCCUGUUCCUGGCAUUCUUGACCACCUAUACAGUCACCGUGGUGGGGAACCUCAGCAUGAUCAUGAUCAUCAGGAUCAGUCCUAAACUCCAAAUCCCCAUGUAUUUUUUUCUCAGCCAUUUGUCCUUUGUUGAUUUCUGUUAUUCCACUACAGUUACACCCAAACUCUUGGAGAACUUGGUUGUGGAAGACAGAACCAUUUCUUUCAUAGGAUGCAUCAUGCAAUUCUUCUUGACUUGCAUAUUCGCAGUGGCAGAAACAUUCAUGUUGGCAGUGAUGGCAUAUGACCGCUUUGUGGCCAUCUGUAAUCCUCUGCUUUAUACAGUGGUCAUGUCACAAAGGCUCUGUGCCCUGCUGGUGGCUGGGUCAUAUCUCUGGGGUAUGGUUGGCCCCUUGGUACUCCUUUGUUAUGCUUUUCAGUUAAACUUUUCUGGACAUAACAUAAUCAACCACUUUUUCUGUGAAUACACUGCUCUCAUUGCUGUCUCGAGCUCUGAUAUAUACAUUCCCCACCUACUGCUCCUUGGUUUUGCCACCUUCAAUGAGGUGAGUACACUACUCAUCAUUCUUGCUUCAUACGUAUUUAUUUCUGUGACUGUAUUAAACAUUCAUUCUGCCAGUGGGCGUCGCAAAGCCUUCUCCACCUGUGCCUCCCACCUGACCACCAUCACCAUCUUCCACGCGACCAUCCUUUCCCUCUACUGUGUGCCCAACUCCAAAAACUCUCGGCAAACUGUCAAAGUGGCCUCUGUGUUUUACACAAUGGUCAACCCCUUGUUGAAUCCUCUGAUCUAUAGCCUGAGGAAUAAAGAUGUGAAGGAUGCCUUCCAGAAAUUAACAGACACAAAAGCCCUAUGUUACUGA
Molecule: messenger RNA, 945 nt
Organism: Equus quagga
Lineage: Eukaryota; Metazoa; Chordata; Mammalia; Perissodactyla; Equidae
Product: olfactory receptor 5D14-like
Exons: 1
Coding region: 1-945 (314 amino acids)
Biological process (GO): G protein-coupled receptor signaling pathway; sensory perception of smell
Cellular component (GO): membrane
Molecular function (GO): olfactory receptor activity; odorant binding; G protein-coupled receptor activity
Source: RefSeq, a predicted model, not a curated record